Penicillium lagena is the source of this 2760-nucleotide messenger RNA. RefSeq names its product DUF2293 domain-containing protein. The transcript is spliced from 5 exons. Bases 1 to 2760 code for a protein of 919 amino acids. The record is from RefSeq and is a predicted model, not a curated record. Lineage: Eukaryota; Fungi; Ascomycota; Eurotiomycetes; Eurotiales; Aspergillaceae.
AUGACAAGGGUGCUGCGAGGCGCGUCGGCGCAGGCCAGGCGCGCUCCCAGUCGGGCCGCCCAAAGGAAGGUCCGAAAGCACAAAGUCAUCCUGGAGUCGGUGACUCGGGAAAAGAGAAAGCUUCUCAGUGUGAUCUCAUUCGAAGCCAAAGCACCCCGAGGCUACACCUUCAUUCCUGCGGGCAACCCGCAUCUCACCACGGCCUGUAAGGAACGAUGUCGAAAAGAGGGCCUCAAAGUCCUGGCGGUCACGACCACCCCCCAUCACAACACCCACGGCUUGUCACAGCAUGUCCACCGGAUAGGAUACCAUUUCCCGAGCAGUGUUGUUGCGACCGCCUGUCUAGAACUGGGAAUGCAUCUUACAAGGUCCGGCAAGGUGUUUCCGUUGCAAACAAUGGGUAAGGCGAAAGACCGCAAGCGAGCUGACUCUGAGGUUUCUGUUUCUCAAAUAACUCUCAAUACCGAGGCACGAGAUGUUCUAAAAGAUCUUUUCCCCAACAUCCCGGCCAACGAUCUCAACCAGAUCAUCAAAACCGCGUUUCAAAAGGGUCAAGGCAAAGUAGGAACGGCAGCCGAAUUGCCUCUGGCUCGCAGAGCCCAACUCGCCGUAGUUGCGCACAUUCGACACCUUUACACCGCUUACGAUUCCCUCCUGAAGACUACGUCGUUUCAAGAGGCUCGAACCUCCGUGGAACAACCUACUCUAGCCAAGCUUGUGGAAUGGCGCGGGGACGAUGAGAAUGGUCGGACCGUCCUGGAGGAUGUUUUCCGCGAGGUAAUCGUCAUCUCAGAUGACGAAGACAGUGAAAUGGAGGAAGAGGCUUCUCGUCGACCCGGUAAUCGGGACUACAGUGUGGAAAUCCUUUCCAGCGAUGCUCGGAUCCACGAGAUUCUCCCCCGGCCCGCUUCCGCUGCAAAACCCACCUUGGAUCCUUUGCGGGAACUGUCAGAUGAGGAAGCACCCCCUGGUUUCCGGUUUGUUACAAGGGUACCGGCAAAGACUGCCAUCGACCGUCGAGGCUUUAGUAGAUACAAGGCAUGGGACUGUGCCCUCAACCGCUAUCGAGCCGGGGCACGUAGUACUGAACAGGUCAGAAUGGCUCCAGCCGAGCAUCGGACACGGCUAUAUGACACUCAGCAAGUUACUUCCCAGGAAACAGCAGGUCCUACUAGGCACCGGGAGGCUGCCAAAGCUUCUCCCAGGAUUAUUCUAGAUCCAGGUCCCGUUCACAGCCGAGCACAGGGACUGCCACCUGUUCCAGCCAUGGACCGGCAGACACGGGAAAAUCGUGUGAGUGCUCAGAAGGUAUACACCUCUAUGGACGUUCAACGAAAUCCCUCAAACUACGGGUUCCCAGGAAAGGGGAAUGCACUAACUCACAAGAAUACCCACAAAUCUCAUAACUUGGAUGAGAUUGCCCGCCAUUACUUGUCAAAUGACAUUGCCUCGGAAAGGGCUCCAGUUUCUCGACCAGAGAGAUUGCCACAUCAGUCGGAUGACAGAUCGAAUGCACCCGUAUUUGUGAGCGGUCCCAGUGAACAGCACCAGGGUAGCGAGAUCCAAACUCGCCUUCGGCCACAGUCUGCCAAUUUCCAUCGUGCAAGACCCGCCUUAAAUCCCCAGAACUGUGUGCUGCCCUCGAUUGAAACUCCUUGGCCCCUAGAAACCAGGCGCAGUGAUGGCCGACUGGACGCUCUGACGAAGAGGAUGUCUGGUGUUUUAUCCCUUCGUUCAGAAACACCGUCCCGUUCCCACGGACAAGGUUUCCAUCAGGACAACCUUGUUGCAUUAGAUGAUAACAGUGAUCAAAUCUCCAAAAGAAGGCGCUUGGCGCAUCAUGGUGUCGUCCCUCACAAUGGCCCACGUCCGGAGCCUCGAAAUGCGAGACCCGUUGGACCCCCUAUUUCUGAAAGACUUCCCGGGGAUCAAUAUCGUCAGGUUGAAGCCAUCCCUGUACAGGAUGGGCUUCAGAUGCGCCAAGAUCACCCGCCAGUGAAGCAGACUCAUGCUGUAAGACACUUGUCAGAGAGGAAUCUGGAUCCUUAUGCUCUACGAGUCAAUCCAGAUGCCGGGCCGACGCUGGAGCGGAAGCGUCUCAAUGAUCCACAAUAUAUCUCCGUCCAUCACCCCCAGCCUGGUCACUUUGUGCCCGGAGACGGUCACCCUAUCAGGGCUGCCCCGGAGGCUGGCGCACGCCAUGCUUACUUUGCUGAUCGUAGUCCCCAUCUGGGCCAUGUCUCUGUUGUUGAACAGCCGUGGAUCUCCUCAUACCGAAGCCACAUUGAUGACGCGCUCCCUGUGCGCAAUGACAAACCCCCAAACAGACACAUCUAUGCAGAAGACUUUGUCCGCCCCGUUGAUAUCCGUGACCCGGAUCCGUUUGAAUAUGUUGGGCGCCGUCCAGGACAUGAAACCAGUGGUCAGCAUGACCGUGCUAGGGCCCCUGCCUAUGAUGCAAACGAUCCACCCCAAACCCGGGUUGUUUCUGAUCCACAUGGCCGAGUAUCCAUGGGUUCUCGGGUGGUACGCAGUGCCCAUGAUCCUACCAUCCUUCAUCCAGUGACAACUGCUGCGGGUCAGCCUCCCCCAGGGUAUCAUGAACGACGACUUGGCGUCACUUCUGCCCGGCGCUUCCAUGAUCCUCAUCGCUCUUCCCAGGUCCUGGAGCAUGAUCGCCCUGUCUAUGUCCAGCGUGUCGAACCGCAUACUCCCACCUACUCUGUUCCCGAUGGAAGAUCCGUUGUGAUCGUGGAUUGA